Messenger RNA from Notothenia coriiceps (black rockcod), 6467 nucleotides. It is a transcript of the gene bptf, whose product is annotated as bromodomain PHD finger transcription factor. Gene Ontology annotation, cellular component: NURF complex. The transcript is spliced from 27 exons. The annotation marks the transcript as partial. Lineage: Eukaryota; Metazoa; Chordata; Actinopteri; Perciformes; Nototheniidae. Gene Ontology annotation, biological process: regulation of transcription by RNA polymerase II. Gene Ontology annotation, molecular function: RNA polymerase II cis-regulatory region sequence-specific DNA binding; zinc ion binding. The record is from RefSeq and is a predicted model, not a curated record.
AAAACCCAGCAUCAGAUUCUGUCCCCGGCAGCGGAGAUGGUAUCCCCAGCCUGAGCCAGCCGCCCCAGGCCAGUGAGGAGAACAGUAACAGCAGCAUGGGGGCUGUUACAAGAUGUCCUGAACCUCCAGAACUGGCUGACAAGUCCUCCCAGUCCUCCCUGGCCAGCCUUGAUGACAUAGGGGACGGUAAUGACGCUAACGGUGAGCCGUGUCCCGGCGGUAGGGGGUCCGCAUCCACUCGCAUGGUGACCCGACUGAGGAACCCCGAGAGCAAACUCAGCCAGAUGAAGAGCCAACAGGUGGCUGCUGCUGUUCAUGAAGCCAACAAGGUCUUCAAGGAGGGCAAAGAGAUACUAGUAGUAAAUGCACAAGGUGACGUCACCCGUGUCAGCACGCGAGGGAAGGAGGUGGUGAUGAAGGGGACACUCAGUCCAUUCUUCAAGCUGGGCCAGGAGGGGAAAUACCGCGUCUAUCAUAAUCAAUACAGUAGCAAUACUGUGGCACUCAACAAGCACCAGCACCGAGAGGACCACGACAAGAGGCGGCAUCUCUCCCACAAGUUCUGCAUGACACCAGCUGGAGAGUUUAAGUGGAACGGGUCUAUUCAUGGCUCCAAGGUUCUGACCAUCUCCACACUGAGAAUCACCAUCAUCCAGCUGGAGAACAACGUUCCAGCACCCUUCAUGCACCCUAACUGGGCCUCACACAGGACCAACUGGAUCAAAGCUGUUCAGAUGUGCAGUAAGGCCAGAGAGUUUGCGCUGGCUCUGGCCAUCCUAGAGUGUGCCAUCAAACCUGUGGCUAUGCUGCCUGUCUGGAAGGACUCACUGGGCCACACCAGGUUGAAUCGCAUGACAUCCAUUGAACGUGAGGAGAAGGAGAAGGUGAAGAAGAGAGAGAAGAAGCUGGAGGAUGAAGAGACGAUGCAACAGGCCACAUGGGUCAAGUACACCUUUCCCAUUAAACACCAGGUGUGGAAGCAGAAAGGAGAGGAGUAUCGUGUAACCGGCUAUGGAGGCUGGAGCUGGAUCAGUAGGACUUAUGUGCAGCGGUUUGACCCCAAGCUUCCCGGCAACACAAACCCCAACUACCGCAAAGAACUGGAAGAUGCUAAACUUGGCAAGAAAUGUACCCUGCUGGACUUGAGUCGACGCCCCAGUGUCGCUGCACCAGAGGCUCAGGGAGCUGCUGUGUCGAGCAGUGAGGAGAAAGAUCAAGACUCCUCCAGCCUCUCCAAGCCUACAACAGAUCAUCCAAUGACUAAUGAGCUGGAGUCUAAUGAGAGGAUGGAAGAGGAAAAGAAACAAGGGGCAGAGGAGAAGGAAAAAUCUGAGGAAUUACCAGCAGAUGAAACGCCAACAAAGAUGGAGGUGGACCCUCCAGACUCACGACCAGAAGAGCAAAGUUCCAGUAUUCAGGAGGAAAAGACUGCUGUGAAGGAGGAGCCUACCGAUAUCUCCACACGGCCCUUUAACUACGAUGUAGUAGAUGUCAGCAAGGGCUUCAUAACGCGCAUUCCCUACAAGAAGGUCAAGACCUCCAAACUGGAUGGCCUGCUGGAGCGACGCGUAAAGCAGCGCGUUAUUGAAGAGAGGCAAAGGCAGCAGGCGUCUGCCGCCAACCCUCAGACUCUUAUACCCGUUGCAUUCACAGCAACCCCCCCUUCGAGCACUCCGGUCCAGCCACGGUCUCCACUCAAGCCCCAUGCUCUCGCUCAGACACAGCUUGCACUGGGCAGAGCUGUAAAAGAAGAGGAGAAACCCACAACACAAAUUCCAGUGCCGGGAACAGUUGAAGGACGAGAGGAUGUCAAGGAGGGUCUGCAUGAACCCUCAAAAACUACGAAUCAGACUGUCUCUCUUCCUACUCCUUCUCCUGUUCCUGACUCCACACCCAAAGACAGUUGCAGUACAGGUACACAAAACCAAACUCUUUCAAAGCCCAAGGUAUUGGAGGCAGACUUAGUAGAAAGGACUAUGGGGCAAAAAGAAACAAAUACAGACAUUUCAUGGCAAGAGGGCAUCAAACUGCCUAAUUCACAAGAAACACCAGCAGGGGGAAUUCAAAGCUCUUUAGAGCGACAAACAGCCAGCGUAACAUCUGAUGUUACCAAGGCUGCACAUAUUGAAAAAACUGGGUCUGACGUUUCCAACUUCAAAUUCGACUCCCUACGGACUUCUCCAAGUGUUUUUGGGCAGAUAGGCGGUCAAAACACAUCUCCUUCUAAAGGUAUUAAUCCAAACCCAGAAACCUUAGGGUCAGCACAUUCAAGCACAGAGGAAAACGGCAUGGGGCCAAAGGAGAUCCUAGGAAAUAUAGAACGCAUUGGACAAGGUAAAACCGAAAGCGAUAGCAUUCCCAAGCCAGUUUCUCCUCUCCCUCAGGUAAAUGGUAAUGAUGGCUUGGGGAGUGAAAAUGUGUUAAGUAACUCUGUAAUGAGCUCAAAUAAUGGUAUACUUAUCAGCAGUACAAAGCUUAAGGAGAACAUCAUUGGUAAAGUUGAAGAACAUGGGGUGGUUGUGUCGUUGAAGGACGGCACGCAGCCAAAGCCUUUAGUGAACGGAGAUUUGGCCCCUUUGAAUGAUUGUACAGAGGUUGGGGACAAGGGGCCAAGCCUAGUUUCUAAGAUAGAGAUUAAGACAAUGACCUCAGACCAGAACUACAAACCUCCACUGAAGAUCGCGAGGCUGGAGAACAAUGUAGGAGCACUUGGAACUAGCACUUCCCCAUUUCAGUCUAUGGAGGACAAACCCAGUCCUGCGGUGAAGAUCAUCAGGAUGGCGCCGUCUCCUAUACCCUCAGCAGAGGAGUUAAGUCUGAGCGACGGCUUUGCAGAGGAGAACAGUAACAGCGGGACUACAGAACCACUCAAAACCAUCAUCACCCAGGUAACCACAACCUCCACGACCACCACAACUGUUGUUUCUACGGAGAUGAGGAUAGCAAAAAUGACAUCGAAUGAGCCGGCUGUCGUGAAAAAGCCUGUUGCGUCGACAACAGAAAGCAGCGCAGUGUCCACCCUCACUACCAUGACCAAAACAACUGUGUCCAAAGUAUGUUCCCCUGGGCUGGACAGUCAGUCAGAGGACAGCCAGAGUGAGAUAGUGACGAAGGAGCAGAAGACAGCACUGUCAGUCAGUAAGUCCACAACUGACAGCCGUGGUAAGACCUCAGUGUCGUCUGUCGCUGUGAGUCUGGAGGACUCGUUGUCCACAAAGGGCCGGGUCCGUCUCCUCAAGUUCUCCCGCACCAAGAAGACUCGCUCAGACACUGCCCUUCCUUCUUACCGCAAGUUUGUCACCAAGAGCAGCCGCAAGAGUAUUUUUGUACUGCCACAUGACAACCUGAAGGUGCUGGCGAGGCGAGGCGGGUUUCGUGAGGUGUCCAUCUUCAGCUACAAUGCCAAGCCAGCGCUGGAUAUCUGGCCGUAUCCCUCACCCAGGCCCACAUUCGGCAUCACCUGGAGGUACCGUCUGCAGACCGUGAAGUCUUUGGCUGGUGUUAGCCUGAUGCUAAGGCUCCUCUGGGCCUCGUUGAGAUGGGACGACAUGGCCGUCAAACCAUCCGCAGCGAUCGGCACCACACGUACAGAGACGUCAGACACCGAAAUCACCACGACAGAGAUCAUCAAGCGCCGUGACGUGGGACCCUACGGCAUUCGCUCUGAGUACUGCAUCCGCAAAAUCAUCUGCCCCCUAGGAGUGCCUGACACUCCUAAAGAAACCCACACCCCUCAGAGGAAGGGGCUGCGAUCCAGUGCGUUGCGCCCCAAAAAGGCGGAGCCGGCCAAGCAGACGGGCCCCGUGGUGAUGGAGACCUGGGUGGCUGAGGAGGAGCUGGACCUCUGGGAGAUCAGAGCCUUCUCAGAGAGGGUGGAGAGGGAGAAAGCUCAGGCAGCCGAGCAGGCCAAGAAACGUCUGGAACAGAAACCAGGCAUCACAGUGACCCCAACAGGGACUCCUGCAACACCUGUCUCCACGCCCAAAGUCAUCAUCGGCUCACUUUCGGGCCAGGGCACCGCCACCACCAAGGUCGUACUGUCCACCAAAAUGGGCACCCCCGUCACAUUCCAGCAGAACAAAAACUUCCAGCAGUCGUUCGCCACCUGGGUCAAGCAGGGUCAAAGCACACAAGGUGAGACCACCUUGGCCACAUCUAGUGGACACACCUUCCAGAUUACGGGAACCUCUAUGGGGGGGAAGGUAGUGACCACCAAGCUUCCACUCCCCUCCAACAGCAAGAUCGUCACUGUCAACGUGCCAACUUCACAAGGAGGUGUUGUUCAGCAGAAAGUGUUGGGGAUCAUCCCGUCAGGCACAGCAGGCGGUGCUCAGACCUUCACCACAUUCCAGCCGCGCACCACCACGCUCAACAUCAGGCCCAAUACCCCAGGCUCCCAGCAGCAGGUUCUGGCAGCUGGUGCUCAGAUCCGUCCAGGAAUGACGGUGAUCCGAACACCGAUCCAGCAGACCGGACAAAUGGGAAAGACGAUACUCCGAACUCCCCUCGUGGUCCAGCAAGGUCAGGGUGGACAGCAGGUCGUGACACAGAUAAUUCGCGGCCAGGCAGUUUCCACGGCAAUAUCUGGGGCCAGCCCAGUUGCCACGGUUACUGGUCAAGGGGCAGGAAGCCCCACGACUGCAGCUGGCACCCCGCGGGCGCAGGGCCAGGUCAAACUCACCCUUGCUCAGCUCACCCAACUCACACAGAAGCAGCAGGCAGGUUCAGCUGUUGAUCGGCAGCCUGGAGUCGGUGGUACCCAGCAGGCUCUGACGGUGAUGGUUCAGGGUCAGGGCCAGACCACUGGCCAGCUGCAGGUCAUUCCUCACGGGGUCACGGUCAUCCCAGGACCCGGUCAGCAGCUCAUGCAGGCAGCGCUGCCCAACGGCCAGGUGCAGCGCUUCCUCUUCACUCCCAUCGCCUCAGCAGCCACGCCAACAUCAAGCACAGCCACCACAGUUCCCGGUCAGCUCAACUCCACCUCCACUAAAACCCCCGCCCAGCCCGCCCAGCAGGCGGCUGCCCCCGUCCAGGCAGGGGCAACCCCCUUGGCCACUACGAGCACCCCUUCGGCGGCCACCCCACAAGGCCAGUUACCCCCUCAGACGCAGGCUCACAUGCCGAUCCAGUCUCCCACCUCGCUGCAGGUGAAAACACAGGGAGGAACGGCUCAGCUCAUCAGCAUGUCCGGACUGCAGCAGCAGGUUCAGGUGUUGGCGCAGCUGCAGGCCCAGCAGGCUGGAGGCUCUCUGCCACAGCACAUCAAACUGCAGCUUCCCAUCCAGAUUCAACAGGCCGGGACCACCUCAGCUCAGGGAGGACAGAUUGGGAACGUGGUGACCAUCCAGGCAGCUUCUGUCCAGGAGCAGCUGCAGAGGAUUCAGCAGCUCAGAGAGCAGCAGCAGCAGAAGAAGAGACAAGCUGCAGAGGCCAAGAGAGAGCAAGCCCUCAACACAGCCAGCCAGAGCGACAUCAUUCAGAAACAGGUGGUGAUGAAACAAAACGCUGUGAUCGAGCACCUGAAGCAGAAGAAGACCAUGACGCCUGUAGAGAGAGAAGAGAAUCAGAGAAUGAUCGUGUGCAAUCAGGUGAUGAAGUUCAUUCUGGACCGGAUAGACAAGGAUGAGAGGCUGGAGGCCAAGAGGAAGAAGAAGGAGGAGGUGGUGGAGGCCAAGAGGAGGUUGGCCAACGCCGGCAAGCUCUCCUCGCUCCUCUACCGCUACAAAGAGGGCCUCAAGAUGGAGAUCCUGAAAAAGCGGGCUCUUCUGGACAAAGAGCUGCAGCUCGAGACACAGGAGGAGCUUAAGAGGGAUCUGUUGCGGAUCCGCAGGGAGAAGGAGAGGGCUCAGGCUGCCGCUCAGCAGGCCGCACAGGCCGCAGCUGCACGCAACAAGCAUCAACACACGCACAGCAUCACAUCUCAACACCACCUCACCACCAGCGCCUCCUCCACACACAAAAGAAAAAGGGAGGACGAGAGGGAGAAUGUGAUGUCGGCAAAGUCCAAGAAGAAGAAGAUGAUCUUGACGACGAGCACCAAGGACAGCAAAAAGGAAAUCAAGCUCUACUGCGUCUGCAAAACGCCAUACGACGAGUCUAAGUUUUACAUUGGUUGCGACCUGUGUACUAACUGGUAUCAUGGAGAGUGUGUGGGCAUCACGGAGAAGGAGGCUAAGAAGAUGGAUGACUACAUCUGUGUGGAGUGCAAACAGGGACAGCAGACCAGCACGGAGGAGCUGUACUGCAUCUGUCAGACGCCCUACGACGAGUCCCAGUUCUAUAUCGGGUGUGACCGGUGUCAGAACUGGUACCACGGUCGCUGCGUGGGCAUCCUGCAGAGCGAGGCCAACCACAUCGACCAGUACGUGUGUCCGAAUUGUCAGUCCACAGAGGACGCCAUGACGGUCUUCACGCCGCUGACCGACAAGGACUUUGAGGGCCUGCGGAGAAUUCUGCGUUCAUUACAG